CAAGCGCUGUCAAGUCAAAUCUGCCUCAGCUGAAGCCUUUAACUUCACCGAUAUAUCCGCCAUACCCGUAGUAAAUUACCAUCUAACCUCCUCGGUUAUGGUUAAUAGCUCCCCUGUAAUGGCUGAAACUCCAUCUCCCAUAACAGACACUCGUAACUGGGAGGCCUCGACGUGGCGUCCAUUCAGAGACUGACUCACUCCCCCAUCAAGCGGCUCCUCCCUUCAGCCCUGUGUCUGCCCAACGGUUUGACAGUUUUUCAGUGCUUGCUUUUUUCGGAUCGAGAGGGGUGGAGGACUUGGUAUUUAAGAAGAGGGUGUUCCCCUCUUUGUAAGUGAGGAUCAAGUAGUCAGACUGGUAGUUCUUUGAGUGCUCAAGAGUCAAACUGUCUUCAACACAUCUAGAUAUCUAUCCUCCCAAUAUUCGUGGCUUGCAAUGUCUACUACAACAUCAACUCACGGCCUGACGGUCACAGGUGUCCCAAAGAUGCCUUUCUGGUUCACCAUCCUUCGCGGUGCGGCUAUUGUCCUCUCCCUCGGUGUCCUCAUAACCGCAGCCUACCAUCUCUCCCUCCUCGGAAGCUGGGCCCAAUACUAUGGUGGCUCUGGUCCAGCUGGCUUCCUCAUAUUUGACGCUAUCUUCACCUGGCUCGUUCUAGGCUCCAUGCUCGCCUCUGAGUAUUUCGCCCCCCAUCUCUACAUGCGUCUUCUCUUCUUCGGCUCUCUUGUUCUCACAGCUAUCUUCUGGCUUUCUGCUUGGGCGUGGGCUGCGUCGUGGGCGGCAGACUUUUAUCGUGUGUACGAUGACUAUGGACUUGGUCGGGCGAAUGGUCUUGAUGCGUGGGGUGCCACGCUGGCCGCUGGUGCUGCUCUGGGUGCUGUAACUUGGGUUCUGGUGGUCGUCUUCACGGUGUUCUUCGUCAGAGCUUGUCUGGCUGAUCCUCAUGGCUCUUCAUUCUCACCUAGACCCCAAAAUGACGCUGAGGCCGCCCAGCCAAAGCCUGAAGGACCUGUCUAUGCAUAGAUGGUUAGCAGAGCACAUGGACAAGAUAGAGGGUGUUGGGGGGGAGAAGAGACUGAGUUGGUUAUACCCGUGAGACGAUGAUUCACAGUUGGAGUGUGUUGUCCAUUCAAUCACAAGAGUAAGAGGGACGAUUUUGUUGCAGAUGUCUAGUAUUGCUAGUCAAGCCUGUGAAGGCAUCCUAUACCUAGUGACCACCUAUGUGCUUUCGAAUUUUUGUUUUCUUUUGAAAUACCGUACAAGAUGUUCAUA
Molecule: messenger RNA, 1270 nt
Organism: Fusarium redolens
Lineage: Eukaryota; Fungi; Ascomycota; Sordariomycetes; Hypocreales; Nectriaceae
Exons: 3
Coding region: 434-1021 (195 amino acids)
Source: RefSeq, a predicted model, not a curated record